Humulus lupulus (European hop) is the source of this 828-nucleotide messenger RNA. RefSeq names its product oleosin H2-like. Gene Ontology annotation, biological process: lipid storage; response to freezing; seed oilbody biogenesis. The transcript has a single exon. NCBI's taxonomy places the organism in Eukaryota, Viridiplantae, Streptophyta, Magnoliopsida, Rosales, Cannabaceae. Gene Ontology annotation, cellular component: monolayer-surrounded lipid storage body; membrane. Bases 133 to 645 code for a protein of 170 amino acids. The record is from RefSeq and is a predicted model, not a curated record.
AGACGUCUGAAAGUACAGGUGUCUCGACCACGUGCCACCUGUCCACACCAUCCUCUACUUUAACCUCAUUGCAUUCUUUCAUCUCCACCGCCACAACACCAGCCACUCUCUCUCCUUUCUCUAGCUUCGUCAAUGGCGGACUACCAGAGAACACAAUACGGCCAACAGCAGCAACAACCCCAAAGCGAUGCCACGAAAAGCAUCCUCCCCGAAGGUGGUCCCUCAGCUCAGCAAAUUCUCACCGUCGUCACCCUCGUCCCCCUCGGCGGAAUCCUCCUGCUCCUAGCCGGACUCACAUUAGCCGGAACUCUCCUCGGCGUAGCCAUCUCAACGCCGGUGUUCGUCAUCUUCAGCCCGGUUUUAGUCCCCGCAGCCUUCGUCAUUGCCGCCGCGGUAACUGGAUUCUUGACAUCCGGUGCCUUCGGUAUCACGGGCCUCUCGUCACUGUCUUGGCUUGCCAAUUACCUUCGCCGGAUUAGGAUGAUGCCUUCUUCAGGGCCGCUGCCGGAGGCGGCGGAGUAUGCUAGACGGCGCGUGCAGGAGUCGGCGGGGUAUGUGGGCCAGAAAACGAAGGAGGCUGGGCAAGCGAUACAGAGUAAGGCCCAAGAAAGUGGUGGGCGAGCCCAGGAGGGGACAAAAACAUAAAGGAGCCCACUAGAUGCUUAUAUUUGACCUUUCUGUCUCGGUUUUUCUUUUCCAAGUUAAUUUUAUUUAUGUUUUCUGAGUUUGUUUUAAAUUAAGUAAUAGUUUGAGUUGUAAGUUGUAACCUUGUAUAUGUAAUAAAAGCAUCUUUUAAAAUAAAUGUGAGGGAAUGUGAAUGUUGUUAUC